AUGAGAUACCAUAUUGUAUACGCACUUUCUGCUGUGGUCCCGCUCUGUGCAGCGGCCGAUAUCUACGUCUCCCCGUCCGGGUCAGAUACCGCCGCGGGAACGAUCGACGCGCCUCUUCUAUCGAUCCAAUCGGCGGUUGAUAAAGCGACAGCUGGUUCUACUAUUUAUCUUCGUGAGGGGACCUAUUCUCCAACAACGAACAUUCAGAUCACCAAGAGUGGAACGGCAUCUGCUCCGUAUGUUCUUCGGGCCUAUGACGGUGAAAAGGUCACAAUUGAUGGGGAGGAACUUCCGGGAACCCCGGCGGAGCUGGAUGGAUCGCUUGCCAAUGACGACCGAGGAAUCUUGCAUAUCCAAGAUGCCGAGUACUGGGAGUUCUAUGAUCUUGAAUUGAUCAAUGGCCCGUAUGGCGUUUAUGCGCGCGAUUCUUCUAACAACCACUACGAGCGUAUUAUUACGAGGGAGAACUAUGAAACUGGCUUCCAGCUCGAAGGCGCAUCCUCUAACAACAGCGUCUACUACCUCGACUCAUACCUCAAUCGGGACCCGCGCAAGAACGGAGAGAGCGCUGACGGGUUUGCCUGCAAAGAAGGCUCUGGUGAGGGCAAUGUGCUUCGAGGAGCGAGACUGUGGAACAAUGUCGAUGACGGCUUGGACCUAUGGGAAUUCAAGUCGGCCGUGACGAUUGAGGACACCAUUUCGUACGGUAACGGUUACAACAGAUGGGGCUUCUCACCAUUUGAAGGUGACGGCAACGGUUACAAGCUUGGUGGCGGUGACGAUGCUGAUAUCGGGCCGGCCAACCACGUUAUCACCAACUGUAUCGCGUUCGGAAAUUCCAAGGACGGCUUCACCGAUAAUUCUCAACCAGGUGAUUUCACUCUGACAAGAAACACGGCCUGGAACAAUGCCAAGGUAGGCUUCAAGUUCGGCACGGCUGUGGCCACGUUGAGCAAGAAUAUUGCGGCGGAGAAUGGAGAGACUCCUACUUCCUUGAGUGAGGAGCAGGUGUCCACAGAAAACUCAUGGGACGGUAGCGAAUCCUGGAGUAAUAGUAGCUUUGUCUCUGUUGAUGCGACCUUGGUUCAAGGAGCGCGCAACGCAGAUGGAACGAUUGAUCCUAGCGACUUUUUGUUGCCCAAGUCUGGGGAGGAAAUUGCCAACAUGACCAAAACCACAGAAAAGAAAUCAUGGAUCCUCAAUGCCUUUGCGAUGUUUUCGCCUGGGCAUUUAUCGCCUGGGCUAUGGAAACAUCCGAAAGAUCGCGCUGGUGAUUUCCUCGAUCUGUCGUAUUGGAUUGAGUUAGCGAAAGUUUUGGAGAAAGGCAAAUUCCAUGGAUUGUUUCUGGCAGAUCAUCUCGGGAUCUACGAUGUGUAUAAAGGUCCGGGGAAUAGAGAGCCUGCGUUGUUAUCGGGGGCGCAAUUCCCUAUUGGGGAUCCAUUCCUCCUAAUCUCAGCAAUGGCCUCUGUAACCACAUCUCUCUCUUUCGGCAUAACUGCAUCCACCACAUACGAAACCUCGCCAUACGCGUUGGCUCGCAAGUUCUCAACCUUAGACCACCUUACCCACGGUCGCGUGGGAUGGAACAUUGUCACCUCAUUCCUGGAUAGUGCAGCGAAGGCAUACGGAAUGGACGAGCAGAUUCCUCACGAUGAACGAUAUGCGCGCGCGGACGAGUAUAUGGAGCUUACUUACAAGCUAUGGGAAGGAACAUGGCGCGACGGAGCAGUUGUCAAGGAUCCGAAGACAGGUGUUUAUAGUGAUCCUAGCCAGGUGCGCGCUAUUGAGCAUCAUGGGAAGUAUUUCAAGAGUACGGCUGCGAGUCAGUUGCCUGCCUCGAGGCAGAGGACGCCGUUGCUUUUUCAGGCGGGAGCUUCUUCCGCUGGUAAGCGAUUCGCUGCUAAACAUUCCGAAGUGAUGUUCCUACCUGGCCUGGAGCCGGAGAAAACCAAGGCAGUGGUAGAUGAUAUGCGACUGACAAACAACAGAAAGCAACUAGCCGAAGUAGACCGCCCAGCAGACAGCAUCAAAUUUAUCGCCGGGAUCCUCGUCAUAGUCGACGAGACGGACGAGAAAGCCCAAGCCAAAUACGAAGAGUACCUAGCCCAAUCCGACCUCGAAGGCGUUGCGACACUCUUCGGCGGCUGGACCAGCAACGACCUAUCCAAGUUCGACGACGACGAGGACUUCUCUUUCACUGCCGUUGGGGGAAUCCAGUCUCUGAUCUCGAGUUGGUCGAAAACUGUUCCGAACUCUAACGGGUUGAAAUGGACGAAACGUCGCGUUCUGCAGGAAUUGGCGCUGGGUGGGGCCCAUCCUCGGGCUAUUGGAUCACCGAGUACGGUGGCGGAUAUUCUGCAGCGGUGGGUUGAUGUUGCAGGUGUUGAUGGCUUUAACUUCUCGUAUGCGGUUUCGCCGGGGACAUUUGAGGAUAUGAUUGAGUAUCUGUUUCCGGAGCUGAGGAGGAGGGGGGUCAUUUGGGAUGAUUAUGAGGUGAAGGGUGGAUCGGCCAGAGAGAACUACUUUCAGGAUGGGCUAGGGUCGAGGCUGCGUGAGGGUCAUCCUGGGACGGAGUAUACUUGGAACUGA
This is a messenger RNA of Aspergillus caelatus, 2589 nucleotides long. Its product is annotated as putative pectate lyase. The record is from RefSeq and is a predicted model, not a curated record. The transcript has 10 exons. Gene Ontology annotation, molecular function: oxidoreductase activity, acting on paired donors, with incorporation or reduction of molecular oxygen; monooxygenase activity. Lineage: Eukaryota; Fungi; Ascomycota; Eurotiomycetes; Eurotiales; Aspergillaceae. The coding region runs from base 1 to 2589 and encodes 862 amino acids.